Molecule: messenger RNA, 810 nt
Organism: Suncus etruscus (white-toothed pygmy shrew)
Lineage: Eukaryota; Metazoa; Chordata; Mammalia; Eulipotyphla; Soricidae
Gene: VAX2
Product: ventral anterior homeobox 2
Exons: 3
Coding region: 1-810 (269 amino acids)
Biological process (GO): central nervous system development; brain development; regulation of DNA-templated transcription
Molecular function (GO): DNA-binding transcription factor activity, RNA polymerase II-specific; DNA binding
Source: RefSeq, a predicted model, not a curated record
AUGGGCGAUGGAGACACCGAGCACGACCACGGCCACGGCCACGGCGGGCCCCGUGGCACGCACCUUGGAGGAGCGGGUGGCCGCGAGGAGAGCGACUUUGCCGGGACGUCGGCCUCCAGCCCCGCUGGCUCCGGGGAGCCCCGGCUGCAGGAGACCGACAACUGCCGCCGCAUCUUGGUUCGAGAUGCCAAAGGGACCAUUCGGGAAAUUGUCCUGCCCAAAGGCCUGGACCUGGACCGCCCUAAGCGCACCCGCACCUCCUUCACUGCUGAGCAGUUGUACCGCCUGGAGCUAGAGUUCCAGCGCUGCCAGUAUGUGGUGGGCCGUGAGCGCACGGAACUCGCCCGCCAGCUGAACCUCUCUGAGACCCAGGUGAAGGUGUGGUUCCAGAAUCGACGCACCAAGCAGAAGAAAGACCAGAGCCGGGACCUGGAGAAGCGAGCAUCGUUCUCGGCCACCAAGGCCUUCGCCACGUCCAGUAUCCUGCGGCUGCUGGAGCCCAGGCAACUGCUGUGUAUGCCCAGAGUCCCCAGCCUGCUGGCACUGAUUCCUGGCCCACAUGGCUUGUCCUCAGGCCACAGGGGCACCCCUGGGGGUGACCCCCAAAAUUCCUCCCUGUGCCUCACCCCCCUGCCCUCCGCCAAGGCAUCCCCUCCGCUGCCACCGCUCCCAUCCACCCUCUGCCUGGCGGCUGCCCCGCUUCUAGACCUACCUGGCAGCUGCGGACUGGGCUCCUCUGCCUUCGAGCCCUACAGCCGGCUGGAAUGGAAAGAAGGCAGCCCUGGGGGCGGCAGAAAAGCCCGAGCUUAA